This is a messenger RNA of Amoebophrya sp. A120, 3625 nucleotides long. The record is from the annotation of a GenBank genome assembly. Lineage: Eukaryota; Dinophyceae; Syndiniales; Amoebophryaceae.
AUGGAAGACCUGGAGGACGCUUUCGAUUACAACAAGGAGAAUUUCCGUUUCGACGCGAAGCAAUGGCAGGAGCGGGGCUUCCAGGAGCAAAAGAUGCGGGUGGACCAGGGCAAGUUGUAUCGGGACGACGUCCGCGACCUGAUGGAGCUGACCACCGGCAAGAUGGAUUUGUACCUCAUUGUCAACGCCCUGCUGCUCGACCAGAGCGUCCGCAUGCUCUGCAAGGGCCACCUGGACGCCGCGCCCGAGUGGCUGCGGUGCCUGCAGAUUCUGAGCUUGUGUUCCGGCUUUUUGCUUUUCUUCCUGAGCCUCUGGCUGGCCAUGCACGCGUCCGUCGCCUCGCACUCCUUCGCGGUUCGCCUGUUGACGCAGUACGUGCGUCUGCCCAUCCCAACAGAGAAACAGCUCGACGCGCUGCAACUCCACGCGACGGAAUUCGAAGGCUAUUCGGCGAAGGACAUGCUGCGCGUGCCACUGAUCAAAGUCGCAGCAAAGAAGCUGGAGGCGAAGCUGAAACAGGGGUUGAGUGACCCGAAUAAUAAGGAUGCGAGAACAGGAGCAGCGAAAGCAGGACAGCGUCAAAGUAGUUCGCACAGUACUGGAGUACUUGGUGAAAAUGGCUUGCAGAGCGAGGGCGACGCAGUAGACACAGAUGCUGAAAACGUGGAGCAAACGCCCGAAGUGAUCGAAGUGACGUCGCUGGAGCACGUGAAGCUGUACCGGCGCAUGCAGGCGAAUUUUAUCAGCUACGACGCGUACGCGCGGGCCGGCACGUCGAUCGGGCUGAAUUCGCUGCUCUUCAGUCUGUGGUACUUCUGUCUUGGGAUCGCGACGGAGAACGCGAGCCAGGCCGAGUGGGCCUCCUGGGGCUGCUGUUUGCUGAUGGCCGUGAACGUGCUGCUGGUGGCGAAAAUCGACUUCGACCUGGGCGGCAGAAGCUUUGGCCUGGUCGCGCUGCUCAUCAUUUUACCCGCGUUCUUCUCCACGGCCGCGGUUACCACCUACCGCUGGCACUGGUACCGGUUCCACAUUUACUUCGUGUUGCUGGUUUUCGUGUUUCACAUCUGCUGGGUGGCGGUGGUUCUGUUCCUGGUGAAAGCGGGGACCGACGAACAGGUGAAGUUACCGCACCAGUUCAAGCAAGUGCUCUACCUCGACGUGUUCGGCCAGUGGGGCGGCUUCAGCGAGGACUUGCGUGCGGCGUCGAGUAGCGGAAAUAGUAAAAGCGGGGACUACCGCAGCGGAAAUACAGUGGUCGAACCGGUGGUCGUUGAGGGCGGCGAAGUUGAUAUUAAUCCAGAGGAACACGACGAGAAGAGUUGUGAGCUCCUGCCACCGCCAGAGCAGUACCUGCACGCCUACCUCUCUGUCUGCUCGCUACGGAGGUUGCAGCGGGACAAGCAGGUGCAGCUUCCGGCGCAAGCGGUGUCGCUCAUCAGCGAGUACGAGCGCGUUGCCUCGCAUUUACUCGAGCCGCUGGACGGGCAUUUGAUUCCGCUUGUCUGUAUCUCCGUCGCGGGUCACUUUGUGGACAACAUUAAGAAGAACAAGGAGCAAGUUGCGUGUCUGUACGAUCCGAUCACGAAGAGCGCUAUUAUCCCGGGCGUAACCGCGCAGCAAGCCGGGGAGCAGCAGCGCGUCUGCCUUCCGCUCGCACGCUUGGAAAGGCACUUACGGGUUUUGGCCACGACAGAGAGUGGAGGUGCGAUAAAGUUAAGACCGCCCUUUCGACAACAGCAUCCUUCGAGUGCGCGAAGCAGUGACUGCAGCGUUUUGUUCGAACAACGAGGGGGCGCGGCCGGCGUUGUUUCCACCGAAACGACGAAAAGCACCUCCGGAGCUGAGUCAACAGUGGAGGAGCAAAUUACUCCUUCGUGGAAUGAAAAGCUGCGACGGCGACUCGUGCAAACGCUUUCCGAGAAGGAGCGCAGCGCGAUUCGGAAAGAGGAUGAAAAGCUGGCAAAUUCGCAGGAGCCGCUGUUUAACAACCGGUACGCCUGCAGCCGUGCCGCCGAGGCCGCGGAAAACACCGUGACGGCGAGCUGUGCCUUUUUCCCCGUAAACCACUUCAACCGGAUUCGCAUGGGGCCCGACGCGCCGGUCGGUCGCAAUUCCGUGAUUGCGGACGAGACGCUCGGGGACAGCACGUUGGGAGAUGAGCAGGAGCUCCUGGCAAACAGCGGCCGGCGCUGCUGGGCGCAGCAGAUGCGGCCGGGGAACGUCCCGUGGUUCAUGUUCCUGAUCGCCAUGUCCCUGUUUCUCUCACUUUGGGUGGUCGGGCUACUGUGGUACUGCACCCACAUCCAGGAGAAGGAGAGCUGGAGCGAGGAAAUCGCGGAGAUGGUCGCGCUGCGGGAGGUUUGGCUGAGUCGAGAAGGGCGAGCGCAGUUCGGAAAAACCGAAGGGGAUUCGAUGGUCGCCGGUGUGCAGCAUGCCUGGCGAAAAUCGCCGAGCAGCAGGUCGCGGGUGCUCCGACGGACUGAAGGUGGUAGAUUAGAUGAUGAGAGAAACGACGUUGAUGAGUUGUUCCUGGACGACGCCGGGCGAUUAUUGACGGGCGAAGCACGCGUAGUCAGGACGAACGUAGCGGACGCGGCUGCGGUUUCCUGUGAUCACUUACUGCCGGGGCACGGAAACGAGGUUGGCGAUUCUAGCUGCACUCUGUGGCUCCUGAAGUUCGAUGGUAGCUUUGAAGUCUGUCACUGGGUGGAGGCUCGCGGAAGAAAUCCCAAGGCGACGCUGGAGCAUUGUCAGAUGUCCGCGGGGAACAUCCCGCGUAUCGGCGGGGGGGUGCAGGGGUUUGUCCUGUCGGCAGGUGAAAUGAACCACGCGCAGCAGAAAAGAGCGACCGUGGAGGUGGUCGUCCUCCUCGCUGAAACGGAGGAGAGUGGCCCGCCUGUCAACACGGAUCCAUUAUUUGCGGCUGGACCAACAUCUCCACCUGAUAGGAGGCUGACGACGCCAGCCCAAAAGCGCAGGAAAAGGCUAGAAUCAGUUUGCGCUAGAACAGUGGGCGGAUCAUCGUCGAGAAGUUGCGGCAACCGGCUUGUCCGCCGUAGUCAGCGCUCACUCACGACGAGGAGAACAAAGCAGCUGCAUACGAAGAAAGGGCAGAGCAGAAGGGAGGUGCUGGAGCAGAGAAAAAGUGUCUCCGCGCGACCAACCGCAAAAGUUCUCGGGCUGUCGUUGCAUUUUGACAGAUCAGCAACCGCGGGGCUGAGCAUGGUACCGCUCUGGGAGAGAACGACGAAGCCAUGUCCUGAUCACGCAGCGCAUGUUUUCACUACGAGUUCGAAAGCGAAUUCUUGCAGGCGAGCUGCCGGUUUCGUUGCUGUGUAUGAUGAGUUUACGAAAAAUCGCAUUUUGGCUCCCCAUCCGGAGCAAUCACUGCUGCCUCCAGAAGCAUACGAUUCUUGAAACGUGGUCGCUCCGGUGACUGAUACACACGUACUCAAAUUGCUGUAUUCCUUUGAUGUUUGUUCUGUUCCGGCUGUUGCGAUCUCUGUCUCUACGAGCGAGCGAAUGAUAUGCGGCACCUUUGGAUCUGGAGCAGAAACGCCGAAGAGGGGAAACAAAAGGAGCGCGGAGAUGGCUGUGAAUACGUACAGACGUCGACGUCCGUCAG